This is a messenger RNA of Alligator sinensis (Chinese alligator), 1250 nucleotides long. Its product is annotated as fibroblast growth factor receptor-like 1. Bases 483 to 1235 code for a protein of 250 amino acids. The record is from RefSeq and is a predicted model, not a curated record. Gene Ontology annotation, cellular component: plasma membrane. The transcript has 5 exons. Lineage: Eukaryota; Metazoa; Chordata; Crocodylia; Alligatoridae. Gene Ontology annotation, molecular function: fibroblast growth factor binding; fibroblast growth factor receptor activity.
GCAUGGCCCCACCUUGAGCUGCUGGUUUACCUUGGGGAAGCCUGGGCUGCGCUUGGACGCGGUCCCCUCUCCUGGCGUGAGCUGCCUCUGCUUCCUCACUGGACACUGUUUAGGAACAGAAUAGCAACUAUCGAAGCAACUUUUGGGCAAGAUCUCUAGCCUGUGCAGGUUAUAGGCAUUUCUGGAUUGCUUCCUUCCCCUUCCACUGGAGAGCUGUCCUGUAUGAUGGGAGUACCAGGAUAUAUUAUAUACCCUUCCACAUCUAGGUCUCUCUCACUUAGCUUGAUGCAAACUCAUGCCUUGGGCAGAGAAUCUGUAUUUAAAAAAACAACAACCCAACAAACCCAAAACCUGAGCCAGCUCCAAAUCAGAAACCCUCCAACAACCUCUUUUACCACCUUAAGAACUUGUGGUGCAAAUUUGUAAGCUAAUGGUUUGAAAGAACAGGAAUCUGUACGGCACACAAGAAUCGGGCUUUCAAAAUGGAAUUCCAGUUUGCCCUCCUUUUCGUAGGGAUAAUUGCCUUUUCUGACUCGGCAAGAGGUCCCCCCAGAAUUGCUGAUAAGGUGAUCCAUCGGCAAUCAGUACGAUUAGGCAGAACCAUCAAGCUCCUGUGCCCGGUGGAAGGUGACCCACCCCCUCUCACUAUGUGGAUGAAGGAUGGGCGGACGAUCCACAGCGGCUGGACGCGGUUCCGAGUCCUGCAACAAGGGUUGAAGAUCAAGGAGGUGGAAAGUGAUGACGCGGGGACAUACAUCUGCAAGGCCACCAACGGCUUCGGCAGCAUGAAUGUGAACUACACACUCAUUGUGAUUGAUGAUGCCAGCUCAGGAAAGGACAGCCAGGUACCUGAAGGCUCCAAUGGAGAAUAUGAAGACCAUUCUGGAAAGCAGUGGGCCCGGCCCAGGUUCACACAACCUGCCAAGAUGAGGCGGAGAGUGAUUGCACGUCCUGUUGGGAGCUCCGUCCGCCUGAAAUGUGUUGCCAGCGGGAACCCUCGACCUGACAUUACCUGGCUGAAGGACAAUAAACCCCUCACCCCACAGGAGAUUGGGGAGAACAAGAAAAAGAAAUGGACACUAAAUUUGAAGAACUUGAAGCCAGAGGACAGUGGAAAAUACACAUGCCGAGUGUUCAACAGAGUUGGGGAAAUUAAUGCAACGUACAAAGUUGAAGUAAUCCGUAAGUACUGCCCUCUGGGACAUAGCACCAAAAUCGGUGUGCACUGCCAGUAACUAAAUGCACAGAGG